AUGAACGAAGUCCCACAUAAUGAACAACCCCCAAAACAACCCCCCAAGACCCUUACAACCCUCCCCACAGAACUCCACCUCCAAAUCUCAACCUACCUCCCCUACCCCGACGCCCUAGCCCUAAAACACACCUCCCGCCACUUCUACGCCCUCGUCUACACCGGCGUCCACCUCAAAGUCGACUGGUUCGUUGAGCGCUUCGAGCAAAAACUCGAAUGCCCCAUGGAGAAAUGCUCGUUCCGGACCGACGAGGCCUUUUGUAAUCUGCGCAUUCGCCGUAUCAUGGAGCGCAGGCGACGGCAUUUGGAGUGUCGGCGGCGGGCUGGCGGGUGUUUGGUGGUUCCGGGGAGGACUUGCCAGGGGGAUUUGGUACCGGGGUGGUUGAAGGGGAAGGGGGGUUUGGGGGGUGUUGUUAUGUUUGGGAAUGAGGGUUUGGUUUUCGUUCUUGGGAUGUUGUUUUUGGGGGUUUAUUUGACUUGGGGGGUGGUUUUUGGGGUAUGA
Messenger RNA from Aspergillus oryzae RIB40, 501 nucleotides. RefSeq lists its product as uncharacterized. Bases 1 to 501 code for a protein of 166 amino acids. NCBI's taxonomy places the organism in Eukaryota, Fungi, Ascomycota, Eurotiomycetes, Eurotiales, Aspergillaceae. The transcript has 2 exons. The record is from RefSeq and is a predicted model, not a curated record. Gene Ontology annotation, molecular function: protein binding.